Molecule: messenger RNA, 1492 nt
Organism: Pocillopora meandrina
Lineage: Eukaryota; Metazoa; Cnidaria; Anthozoa; Scleractinia; Pocilloporidae
Source: the annotation of a GenBank genome assembly
GCAUGAUUGAAUUAAGAACAUCAUAAAAUGACUCCGUGAACAACGGAACAUCACUCAUCAGUCGAAGCCUCGACAGAAGCGAAGUUGCUUUCCCCUGCAAAAAUCAAGUUGAGAAAAAAAGGUAAGUUUCUGAUCUACAAGUGCUCGUGCAAGUAUACCUUUCGUUUUUUGAAAAUGCAAAAGCUGAUCAGAGAGAUGAAACUAAAAUAAUGAAUACAUAGAUUUACCAGCAAGAGGAAUCUCUGUCGCAUCUAUCAUGCUGACAGUAUUUUCUUUAAACUGUCUCUGACAUUAUGUUUUUCAGAAUUGCGGAACAUCCAUGGCAGACAACGCAUCAGUAGUAUUAUUGCAUGCAGAUGAAAACUAUCAGCCCCCACCGCCUAAGGUAAAUACAUAUGUGAAAUAAUAUCCUUUCGAUGAAGGCCAUGUAGAAGAAUUCUUAGCUUUACCUGGAAAUAUUUGAUUGAAACAACUUGUGUUGCAAUGCAAAAUGAUGGUGAACCUUAUGUAGCUGAUUUUACAGUUUUUUCUUAAAUUGAAUCAGCUCCUGAGAAAGAUCAAAAGUCGUGUUUUAAUCAAUCAAUCAAUCAAUCAAUAGACUUAAUUUUAAAAGGGAAGCCUUCGACAGUAGUACAGUGAAACUGAUGACCCUGUGGCUCUCUGUAAGAUAAAAGUUAAAAGUUAAAAAUGAACGAUGAUCUACACUAGAAAUGUUACAUUCUGCAAAAUGAAGUAAAAAAAUAACUUUAGGUUCUAUAUCUCUAUAUAUAUGCAUACAGCACUAUUUAGAGCCAUUUUAAAAAGUAAAUCAGUAAAUUGCUUUAAUUCAUAAAGAAGCUAAGAUGACGUGUCGAAGAUGUUAAUUUCUUUCUGUCUCUCUAAAAGAGUGUUAUCAAUCGCUUUUUAAAACUUUUUGGGUCCUUAGCGAUUUUUAUAUAGGUUAUUCCAGUCUUUAAUUGAUAUAAACGAGAAUGAUCGCUCUGCUUCAGAAGAAUUGGUGUAUAUGAAGAAUUGGUGUAUAUUGGGCAGCAUAGAUUUGAUUUGCCAUAGCGUGUAUUUUUGGAGUGGACAUCAAAAUUCAGUUGAAGCAUAGAUUUCAGUUAAUCAGGUGUUUUUCCAACAGUCACAUGCAAAGACCUUUCUUGUUCAAUCAUUCACAAAUUGUGUGUCGGAUUCCCACCGCCCCCCCGCCCCCCCCAAAAAAAAAAACAGCUAAUCAAGAAGGUUUAAGUCCAAACUUAUGUAUUCAAUUUGUUUUCUUAACAUAGGCAGUGAAAGAGGACACACCGGACUUGACAGCAAUUGGCCUCUCUACUGGAGCAAGGUCUCUUAAAGUUGGAAAGUCUGCAGGAGAUUGGCAUGUUUUCACAGAAGUUAACUACGCAGGGGAUCGUGGACGCGUGAACCAGGGUUUAAACUACCGUAACCCCCAAGAAAUGGAUCUUCCCCGUGAUAAACCUGUCAUGAGCUUGAAACGGGCUGACUCGUGACG